Lasiosphaeria miniovina is the source of this 1413-nucleotide messenger RNA. RefSeq lists its product as uncharacterized. Lineage: Eukaryota; Fungi; Ascomycota; Sordariomycetes; Sordariales; Lasiosphaeriaceae. The transcript has 3 exons. Gene Ontology annotation, biological process: regulation of DNA-templated transcription. The coding region runs from base 1 to 1413 and encodes 470 amino acids. The record is from RefSeq and is a predicted model, not a curated record. Gene Ontology annotation, molecular function: DNA-binding transcription factor activity, RNA polymerase II-specific; zinc ion binding.
AUGGCCCCGCCCAACACACUCACAGCACCUGCGGCAGGCAGGCGUAGCUUGAAGCGCAAGGCGUGUUUGCGGUGCACCAAGCUGAAGCGGAAAUGCGAUAAGUCGGCCCCUUUUUGCGUCCGCUGCUUGGAGACGGGCGUCGCCUGCCACUACCCUCCGCUCCGAAACCCGCUGCGCCAUCUGCUGGACCAGCUCCAAGGCACGUCUGAGCGCUCAGGCCUCGUCCAGAUUGACCAAGCUUUCUGGAGCGUCGGACAGAGCAGCAAUGUCGGUGCGAGGAGGGAGGCGGACCCUGUCGACUCGCCCAUCGCCAUCACAAACGACUUUUGGUUCAUCUGUCCCGACACGUGGCCGCGCCAGUACGGCCUCUACCCCCUGCACUCGGACGCCGACAAGAAGCCGGCCGCCAGCGACGACACGCUGGCGCACUUUGUGUCCCUGCUGCAGACGUGGAUGCAGGCCUGGACCACCGACGGCCACAGCGUCCUCAUACACCGUCACCUCUACUCGCAGGAGGUUCCCACCGUAAUCCAAGACGCCCUGACGGCCCUGGCCGCCUACCACGCCGCGGCGGCCCACGGCAGCGCCAAGGGCGUGGCGCUGCGCAUCGUGCAGGAUCGAGCGCGGCAGCUGGUGGACGCGCAGCGGCAGCUCGAGCAGGCGCAGGUGGACGCCGGGAUCGACUUUUGCCCACACGACGUGGCCAACGGCGUGCCCUUCUGCCCGCACGGCGCGCCGUGCAUCGCCGUCGCCACGCCUGACCACCUGGCGCGCACCCAGGCCCUGUUCGUCUACCAGCUGGUGCUGCUCUUCGACGGCGACAUCCGCUCGCGCGCCCUCGGCGAGCAGCACGUUGAGAUGCUCCACAAGUGGGCCUGCCAGCUUGUUGAGAGCACCCGUCUUGACGCUGUUGCUGCCGCCCGCUUGUAUUUUGUCAACAGCCUCUGUCUCGACGACCGGGACGGGGUGAACGAGCCCGACACGCGGCAGACUCACAACGGGUCGCCGGCGCUGGCGCACGCGGCGUGGGUGCUGGCCGAGUCGGUCCGGCGCGUGUACCUGGCCGCCGAGCUGAUGCAGUCGGCGUUUCAGACGCUCAAGACGGGCCGCCCGCGCUACAUUGUCGACGCGCCCUUCUCCGCCAAGGCCAGCCUGUGGGACGCACCGUCGCCGGCUGCCUGGCUGGCUGCUGUCGAGGGCCGGCCUGCUGGUGCUCCUGGGGCGACGGGGGCAAAGACGUCGCCCGUGCUGCUCAUGGUCAGCCGCGACGGCGCCUGGCGCAUUAUGGACGAGGCCGCGCCCGACCAGGUCGACGACUUUGCCCGCGCCGUGCUCGAGAUGACGUAUGGUCGAGAUAGUGUCGAGACGUGGCUAGUUGGUAGGCGCGCGGCGGUGUCGGCGCGGUUCGCAUAA